AUGGCAUCGCAAUUCACUCGGACAUAUUUUUGCACUCAUAACGGCGACCAUCGACUGCUCGCCCUCAUCUAUUUUGCUUGCUUGCAAAGUCAUUCACAACAUAUCAAUCUCACAUCUACUUCUUUUGACGAUUGUCUCCUUGACAAUUGCUCCCACACUCCUUCUCUCUCUUUUUUCGGAUUUUUGAAUUCUUGGAUCACGACUCGCUCGUUUUCGAUCCAUGCACACCCUCCUUCUCUCUUUCUCUCUCCGUCUCGCAUAUCUCGAUUGUACAAUAAGGGUCAAAAGUUUCAUUCCGGAUUCAUAUCCCCACCCCUUCACACUCAUUGCAUUUCCAUAUUCACGGCAUCGGAUUCCGCCACCAACCAAACGCUCACUCUCCUUUAUCCUUUUUCUUUUCCAUUUAGUUGUUCAUGCAUCUAUCUCUUGCUAAAUUUACGACAUCAUCCAUCCAUCCACAUUGCACCCACCGUCACAACGCAUCCGUACUUAUCACAUCAUUCAACGUUGCUUGCCUGCCCGUUUUCAUCUCCAUCGCGACCCUUGCUGGCCGCACACAACCCAUCAUCUCCCAUUCCCUCUUUCUUUUUUUACUCACCUGCCGUCACUUUUGACUUUUUGUUCGCAUUGUAA
Messenger RNA from Laccaria bicolor S238N-H82, 633 nucleotides. RefSeq lists its product as uncharacterized. Bases 1 to 633 code for a protein of 210 amino acids. NCBI's taxonomy places the organism in Eukaryota, Fungi, Basidiomycota, Agaricomycetes, Agaricales, Hydnangiaceae. The record is from RefSeq and is a predicted model, not a curated record. The transcript has a single exon.